Carcharodon carcharias (great white shark) is the source of this 435-nucleotide messenger RNA. Its product is annotated as peptidyl-prolyl cis-trans isomerase-like. Gene Ontology annotation, molecular function: peptidyl-prolyl cis-trans isomerase activity. Bases 1 to 435 code for a protein of 144 amino acids. The record is from RefSeq and is a predicted model, not a curated record. The transcript has 4 exons. Gene Ontology annotation, cellular component: intracellular membrane-bounded organelle. Gene Ontology annotation, biological process: protein peptidyl-prolyl isomerization. Lineage: Eukaryota; Metazoa; Chordata; Chondrichthyes; Lamniformes; Lamnidae.
AUGGCUGGUCAGAAGCCCCGGGUUUUCAUGGAUAUUUCCACGGGGUGCAAACCCCUGGGCCGGAUCAUAAUGGAGGUGAGGAGUGACUUUGUUGCAGAAAAUUUCCAUGCAUUGUGCACUGAUGAGAAAGGAUUUGGUUACAAGGGCUCCACAUUCCGCAGAAUCAUUCCCGGCUUCAUGUGCCAGGGUGGUGAUUUCACAAAGAACAGCGGCACCAGUGGGAAGUCCAUCUACAGUGAGAAGUUUGCUGAUGAGAAUUUCCUGCUGCGGCAUGGGGGGCUGGUAAAUGGAAUGCUUGAUGUGUUUGUAUCAUUCCUUUCAGUGGGUGAUUCGCGAAAGAAGGCAGCUAUCACCAUCUUGCUGCCCCCACUGCCAGCCUCACCUCUGACCUUCCAGCGCCAUGACGUGGCUGCUGCUGCUCUGGCAACGACAUGA